Molecule: messenger RNA, 1785 nt
Organism: Saprolegnia diclina VS20
Lineage: Eukaryota; Oomycota; Saprolegniomycetes; Saprolegniales; Saprolegniaceae
Exons: 6
Coding region: 1-1785 (594 amino acids)
Source: RefSeq, a predicted model, not a curated record
AUGCCACUUCUGUCCUUUGCGCUUGCAAACAAGUCUCGUGAGGCCGUCGAGCUUCUCGCAUCAGUGGCCGACAUCAACUUCAUCGACGACGGUCAAUCUUCGACCAAGGCGUGCGUCAACAAGGUGCCGCUGGGCCAAGCCAUCAAAACCAACCUCGACACAACAUUGCUUGCGAAAAUGCUGGAACAUGCCAGCGUCCAGCCGCCAGAGUACUACGAGGAAGCUCUCAAGAUGGCACUUGUAGCCAAGAGCGUCUCCAACGUAGUGCUGCUGGCAUCCAAGGUCAACCCCAAGUCCGAGUGCUUUCUUCAAUACGCGGUCCACAACCCUGAUUUUGUGGCAGUGUUGCUGGAACUGGGCGCGGACCCCAACCAGAGCGACCAGUACGGUCGCCCUCCGCUACUCGGUGCCUGCUCACAGAACGAAGAAAUCUCAGCGCGUAUCUUGCUGCCGCACACCACCAACGGCGAUGUUCACGGCUACUACGCGCCACUCUACAACGUUGUUGCAGAAGGCGGUCUGCGCGGUCUGGCUAGAGAUUUGGCCCGUACCGUCUUUGCAGAAUCACCGAUGCCGCCACUGCACAAGAUCUUUUGGCAACCGUGCGUCGAGCGAUAUGCACAACGUGCAUGCGAUUUCUGGUGCUAUGCCCCGGACCACGCGAGAGCCUAUGCCAAAAUCGAGCUCGAGUACAUGGCUGUUCUCUGCACGCUCCUCGACGAGCCGUUCUGGUGGACCAAGGAAACACUGCCAAGUCUUCCGCCUGGUGUCUGCGAUACUGACGUCAUCCAUGGCGAGCUCCAAUUCAUUCGCGACGAGUUUGUGCGGCCACUCGGUCUCGUGCCCAACACGACCCGCGGUGUGUACCACGCCGACGACGCACUCUCGGUCGACUUGCUUUCGUCGCUCAGUCAACUCUUGACACCGCUCGAAGUCGACGCUUCCUGGAACGACAACGUCUUGGAGGUCGUCGACCCAGCCAUGCACGGCGCGGUGUACGGCCAAUCGCGCUUCAAUCUCCACCCGCACAACAUGCGCGUCGGGACAUCCACAAGCGCCACCGUUCAACAUGAGAUGCCUCCGUCGACGACGCUUACCGAUGCCGCGUGCCCGCACCUGCAAAUGCUGCCGACGCCGGUGACGUGGGAUGCGUCGUUGCGUCAAGUGACACUGGAGAGCUAUAUCAACAACAUCCACCCGUCGCAGUCGGCGCUCUAUGCGGUGCUGGCCGAGACCCUAUCGACUGUGCUGCCGCUGCUAGAUGCCGCCCGGUGGGUCCCCCGAAAAGACAACCGACGUAUUCGACUCGGUGGCGGCCACGAGAACGAGCUGCGCCUGCUCCGGGACGCGUACCUGAAGCACCACGGCCUCGACCCGUCGACGACUGUACUGCAAAAGACGCUGCGGGCGUUCAAGAAGGCGCAGGGGCCCAUCACGAGCCAGUUGCAGCCAGCGCCACCGACGCUCCACGCUGCCAAAGAGUUCUGGAAGAACUACGUACCACGUCGUGACGACGACGAUGACGACGGUAGCUGGCGGCUUCCGAGCAAGCCUCAGUCGCACCAAGUGCUCUGCCACGUGCAGUGUCUCCGCGCGACGCCCGAGGCACCGACAAUGACGACGGCGUGGCGGCGUGGGUCGGGCGCUACCAACGAGGCCAUCAAGUUUACAGCCGUGGCCCUGUACGGUGCAGACAACAUCUCGGUGCGGAUCGAGUUCCGAGAGACGUUUGAGAAGGCCGACUUUGGACCGCACAAGCGCAACCCUGCGAUCGAGAGCGCGUGA